Molecule: messenger RNA, 2874 nt
Organism: Abrus precatorius (Indian licorice)
Lineage: Eukaryota; Viridiplantae; Streptophyta; Magnoliopsida; Fabales; Fabaceae
Product: alpha-xylosidase 1-like
Exons: 3
Coding region: 17-2803 (928 amino acids)
Biological process (GO): carbohydrate metabolic process
Molecular function (GO): hydrolase activity, hydrolyzing O-glycosyl compounds; carbohydrate binding
Source: RefSeq, a predicted model, not a curated record
UCUAGAUUAGUGAGCUAUGGUUUCUCCUAAUCCACUAGCCGCUCUCAGUCUCUCUUACCUUCUACUAACUUGGUUUCUAUGUCUAGCUGUGGAAGCAGUUGGUUCUUCUUCUCCCAAUACCACCAAAAUUGGCCAGGGCUACCGUUUGAUAUCUAUUGAAAAUACCCCUGAUGGUGCCCUUGUGGGACACCUUCAAGUUAAGCAGAAGAACGAUAUCUAUGGUCCUGACAUUCCCAUUUUACUCCUCUAUGUCAAGCACGAGACUGGGAACCGUUUGAGGGUACACAUCACUGAUGCAAAGAAUCAAAGGUGGGAGGUUCCCUACAACCUUUUACCACGGGAAAUACCACGGGUUCUGAAGCAGAAUGUUAGGAGGUUGAGGAAGACCACAUUAUCAGUGUCAGAGUACUCUGGCUCUGAGCUUGUCUUCAGCUACACUUCAGACCCGUUUAGCUUUGCAGUGAAAAGGAAGUCCAAUGGGGAUACCAUUUUUUACUCCAAUUCUAAUGAGUCAGACCCAUUUGGUCCAUUGGUCUUCAAGGACCAAUACCUUGAAAUUUCUACCAAAUUACCCAAAGAUGCUUCUUUGUAUGGUUUGGGAGAGAACACACAGCCACACGGGAUCAAGCUGUAUCCAAAUGACCCUUAUACUUUGUAUACCACUGAUGUAUCAGCCAUUAAUCUCAAUACUGAUCUAUACGGGUCACACCCUGUAUACAUGGAUCUCAGAAAUGGUGGUGGCAAAGCUUAUGCUCAUGCUGUUCUGUUGCUGAAUAGCAAUGGAAUGGAUGUGUCUUACAGAGGAACCUCUCUGACAUACAAGAUUAUUGGAGGGAUACUCGAUUUUUACUUUUUUGCUGGGCCCACGCCACUGCAUGUUGUUGAUCAGUACACUUCCUUAAUUGGCAGACCAGCUCCAAUGCCUUACUGGGCUUUCGGAUUCCAUCAAUGCAGAUGGGGCUAUCACAACCUAUCUGUUGUGGAAGAUGUUGUGGAGAAUUACAACAAGGCUAAAAUCCCACUUGAUGUGAUUUGGAAUGAUGAUGAUCACAUGGAUGGCCACAAGGACUUUACACUCAAUCCAUUGAACUACCCUCGUUCAAAACUUUUAAACUUUUUGGACAAAAUACACAGCAUUGGCAUGAAAUACAUUGUCAUCAUUGAUCCCGGAAUUGCUGUUAACUCCAGUUAUGGUGUAUAUCAAAGGGGUAUGGCUGAUGAUGUUUUUAUCAAGUACGAAGGAGAACCCUUCUUGGCUCAAGUGUGGCCAGGAGCGGUAUAUUUUCCUGAUUUUCUCAAUCCAAAAACAGUUUCUUGGUGGGGUGAUGAGAUUCGCCGCUUCCAUGAACUUGUCCCUGUUGAUGGCCUCUGGAUUGACAUGAAUGAAGCUUCAAACUUCUGCUCAGGAAAGUGCACAAUUCCAAAGGGAAAAGUGUGCCCGAGUGGAACAGGACCUGGAUGGGUAUGUUGCUUGGAUUGCAAAAACAUCAAAAGCACACGAUGGGAUGAUCCUCCCUACAAAAUUAACGCUUCUGGAGUACAGGCCCCGGUAGGCUUCAAAACUAUAGCCACUAGUGCAGUUCACUAUAAUGGUGUUUUGGAGUACGAUGCUCAUAGUAUUUAUGGUUUUUCUCAAGCCAUUGCAACUCACAAGGCCCUUCAAGGGCUUCAAGGAAAAAGGCCUUUCAUUUUGUCCCGCUCUACUUAUGUUGGUUCAGGCAAAUAUGCUGCACAUUGGACUGGUGACAAUAAGGGCACAUGGGAGGACUUGAGGUAUUCAAUAUCUACAAUGCUCAAUUUUGGAAUUUUUGGGGUGCCAAUGGUGGGUUCAGAUAUAUGUGGUUUCUAUCCAGCACCCACUGAAGAGCUUUGCAAUCGAUGGAUUGAAGUUGGUGCUUUCUACCCUUUCUCAAGGGACCAUGCAAACUACUACUCCCCUAGACAGGAGCUUUACCAAUGGGACUCAGUAGCUGAGUCAGCUAGAAAUGCUUUGGGUAUGAGAUAUAAGCUCCUCCCAUAUCUAUACACCCUUAACUAUGAGGCUCAUAUUAGUGGAGCUCCAAUUGCCAGGCCUCUUUUCUUCUCAUUUCCAACUUACACUGAAUGUUAUGGCCUCAGCACCCAGUUCUUGCUGGGGAGCAGUCUAAUGAUUUCUCCGGUGCUUGAACAAGGAAAAACACAAGUUAAUGCACUCUUCCCUCCUGGAACCUGGUACAGUUUGUUUGAUUUAACUCAGACCAUUGUAUCAAAAGGUGGAAACUAUGUUACCCUGGAUGCACCUCUGCAUGUGGUGAAUGUGCAUUUGUAUCAAAAUACCAUUCUUCCAAUGCAACAGGGUGGAAUGGUAUCUAAGGAUGCUAGAAUGACACCCUUUAGCCUCAUUGUGGCCUUCCCAGCUGGUGCAACUGAAGGAGAAGCUAAAGGAAACCUAUUCCUAGAUGAUGAUGAGCUGCCAGAAAUGCAGCUUGGAAAUGGGUAUUCAACCUACAUUGAUUUGCAUGCAUCUAUCAAAGAAGGAAUGGUGAAAGUUUGGUCACAAGUCCAAGAUGGCAAGUUCGCUUUGGAUAAAGGUUGGGUUAUUGACACUAUAAAUGUGUUGGGAUUGAAAGGAAAUGGAUCACUACCUACAAUUAAGAUGGAUGGAGAACCAUCUAUGGGUGUCUCAAAUGUGCAAAUUAGUACAUCUGAACAAAAGUACUUACACGGGCAGGGAGACACAGAAAAGAUAUUGAUGGUAGGAUUGAAAGGCUUGAAUAUUCCUUUAGGCAAAAACUUUGCCAUGACAUGGAAGAUGAGAUCAUAAGUUGAGAUAGUCUCACCUUGAUUGAGAUUUGUAACUUUCUUUUAUGUUUAUUAAUCUUAUUAGCAUCGUUG